Messenger RNA from Periophthalmus magnuspinnatus, 6317 nucleotides. RefSeq lists its product as uncharacterized. The coding region runs from base 731 to 5266 and encodes 1511 amino acids. Gene Ontology annotation, molecular function: DNA-binding transcription factor activity, RNA polymerase II-specific; RNA polymerase II cis-regulatory region sequence-specific DNA binding. Lineage: Eukaryota; Metazoa; Chordata; Actinopteri; Gobiiformes; Gobiidae. The transcript has 3 exons. Gene Ontology annotation, cellular component: nucleus. The record is from RefSeq and is a predicted model, not a curated record. Gene Ontology annotation, biological process: regulation of transcription by RNA polymerase II.
GCACACGUCACUCACUUUUACCUAAAAUAUAUCACCGCAGAUACAAAGUAACCUCGCUCGCAGCCUUAAAAGUGUCUCCUGCAGGUCCAAAGAGUGAGAGGAAAUGGCGAGGAGGAGGCUGCUUGUGUGCGCGUCGGAGUGAGCAGGCUUCAGGUCCAGUCCGCGCAGCAUCCGUGAAAAUGGCUCUGGCUAAAGACUGGAAAACAGCGCGCAGAAAUGGACGCUAACAGCUACACGGUCAGAAGAGGCGUGACAGGCCCCAUCCAUCUGCAUCUGUGCUCUGCCACGGGAUGUGAUUUCACGUUUGCAUGAAAAUGAGAGGGGCUCUUGUAAACUGUAGCUUGUCUGGUUCAGCUGGGCAUCCCUUUAACUGUGUCUACAUCAGAGACCAGAGGAAAUGGUAAGGACAUAAAAAGGAAAGUCUUGAAUGAAGACUGAUCUGAAAACUGCUCAGAGAAUAUCAACGAAAACAUCAGACAUGAGAAGAUAUCACGUUUACAGCCUAAACCCAACAACAUAGUCUUCUUAAACAAAGCACUCACGUUCACUUCAUAAUUUAAUCUCUCUGGAUAUUACAGAAAAUAGUACAUAUAUUUAGUUACUGACACUUUAGUAUUUGUGGAGUUAAAUCCCAUCCUCUUCGUUGGGGCUGACCAGCCACUGCUGGGACUUUUGCCGCUCCGACUGUUGGAGCCUUGGCUCUGGUGCUCCAUGUGCCAGUGAGUGGGAAAUGUUCCAAUUUGGAAAGUAUAAUCUGGACAUUAUAGAGAUGUUAAGUGGGCACCAGGCCCACCAGUUCAAAGGUCUGGGUUUAGAUCGACAGCUACAGCACCAACAACAAGUGCAGCUUCACCAGCACCCUCUCCCGCAGCAGCAGCAGCAGCAGCAGGCUGAGUCGUCUGGAGCUCUUCUGUCUGGACUUGGCCUGGGGCCCCUGCAGGGGUCAAGAGGUAACGCCUUUUCUGAUUCUGCCUCCAUUUUUGCCAAGAUGAGUGCCCCUCCUCCCCCACCUUUACAACAACAGCCUUCCUCAUCUCAGAGCUCCCGUUCAAAGGCAAACAAGAUGAGCAGCGGCAGCAGCCACUCUCCAGGCUACCCUCAGUUCCUGCGCUCUUUCCACACGUCUGAGGCAGCGCUAGCACAAGAGCAGUUGCACCCGAGUAUAGGCCGUUUUGAGCCCUUCGCUGGGGGCAGUGGCAGCAGUGGGAGCACUGGGGGAUUGGGAGGAUUAGUAGCAUCAGCACCUCCACCUCCUCCUCUGCAUUCUGGCCUUUCUGUCCCCCAGGCGUCACCUGGGCCCCCCUCUUCUUCCCCUUCUACCUCUGUUGCCAACUCUAACCCUUCUAGUAGCAGUGCAGUCAGCUCUUUGGGACACCAGUUGGUUGGGUCUCAGUCUGAUGCACGCAGCCUUCACCAACAGUUUAGUUGCAUGUUAGCUGCUAAUCAGUAUUUUUUAUCUGGGGUGCCUGCUAAUGCAAGUUUAGAGCAAUUUCUUGUACAACAAGGGACUCAUAACCACUUAGGAAUUAGUUUAAGUCAGGCAGGGGAAAAUAGUUCUGGUCUUGCACCUCCUCCUGUUCUGCAUAACUCCCACGCUCAUGGCCACUCCACUCCUCAGCCCCAACAGACGGCCCAGCAGGCUCCGCAGCAGCAGCAGCUUCCACCUCACGGCCUCUCCCAUCCUCAUCCCCACUCACAUCCGCACCAUCCUCUUCACCCGAGCUCUCAGCCUUCGUCUUUGGGUGGUUUUGACUUCCAGGGCAUCCCCGUUCUCUCUUCUAAUCAGAUAGCUUCUUUAAUGCAGCAAGAACCUGGCCUGCCCCUCCCCUUACCAUUACAUUUAUCUUUAUCUAAGGAUGACGGUAAAGGGGAGAGCACUGGUGUUGGUAGCAGUAGUAGCAGCAGUAGUAGGAGGAAGAAAGCAAUGGCUGGAUAUUUGCCACAGAGAAAAGCUGAUAGCACGAGUAACGGCAACAGCCACGGGCACAAUAGUCACAGUAUUAAUCUUAGUAACGGAGGGGGGCUUAGUCAUGGUCAGCCCCCAGCUUUAAUUGGCAGUGGGGUUGGUUUGUCAAAUAUUGGUGGUGACCCCUCAUCCCUUCUUGCCUCAUCAUCAUCUUCAUCAGUAGUUUCUUCCUCCUCCUCUGCUCCCUCUUCUACUGCUGCCUCUGCACUAGUGUCUGAUUCUCACAUUACUAAAUGUGACAAUCCAAGCUCUAUGCAGUCCAACCCCUCAAAUUCAGACACAGAGCCUGUUUAUAGUUGUUCAGAUUGUGGCAAAAGCUUUCCUCACCUCUCUAGUCUGCGCAGACAUUUACGCAUGCAUGAACCCACCACAGCAGGCACUAGCAAUUCUAAUUCUAUUCGCCCAAACCCCAUCCACAUAAAAUCAGAGCCCGACCCAACCCUUCCUCAUUCAACCCAAGAAGCGCCUCAGCCCUCGUCUAAUUCCUGCCCGAGCCCAGACAAAAUAUUUCAUUGUCCUGAAUGUGGCAAAGGCUUUAAGAAAAAAGGCCACCUUCUGCAGCAUGGUGUAAUACACUCGUCAGCCCGGCCUUUUGGCUGCUCCACCUGCUCUCGGGCCUUUAAUCGUAGAGAGUCACUGACCCGACAUGAGAAGAUACAUGAGGAAAAACCUUUCCGAUGUCCCGCCUGUGGCCGUGCCUUUCGUGAGAGCACAUCUCUGCUGAACCACGCGGCCUCAGGCACCUGCGGCAAGCCAGGUAGGGGGCCCAAACAACGGAACGGCAAAAUAGAAAGUGACGGUGAGGACAGAGGGGGUGGAGUUGGUAAUGGAGGAGGGGGAACUUAUCAAAGCAAUAGAGGGGGUAUUUAUGGGAAAGCUGAGGAAGAAGAAGGUGUAAUAAUUGUGGGGGAAGGAGAACCAAAAUCAGGUUUAGGAUGUGAUGGUCUUUAUCAAUCUGGACGGGGAGGGAAUUCAAAUGACAGGGACAGAACUGAUGGUAAAUACCCCACUGACUACUCUCGGAAUCGUUACACAGGCUACCAUGAUGACCACCGAUCUCAAAGUAACCCAUCUCCAUGCUACUCUGGUGCCUCCCCCUGUGGGAGCGGGAUGGCCGGCCCCGCUCUGAGAAAGGCACCCCUGGCACCAACUCUGCAUCCACACACACAGAGCCACCCUCACCACCACCCGCAGCCACCACCCCACCUGCCUCUGUCUUCUUUACUGGACGACUCUGAAGACGAUGUCACUAGCUCUGUAAAUCAUGCUAUCUCCGCUAUUACUGCUGCUAAUAGCGGCGGAACCAGAGGGGACGAUAGGGGCGACAUUAUAGGGGGUCUUCUUGGUGGUCUUGGUUUAGGUCCUCUGGGGUCACCUUCAUCAACGACAAUGGAUAACAAAAAUUACAGACCGGAGGCUAUGAGCAGUACGCAAGAUCCUUCCGUCAAACCUAAACGUCCCCGCAAACCCAGAGCCAAGAAAGACUCCUCGGCCAACGAAGACCCCUCAAAACCUCGACAAUACACCCAAAGAAUGAGCACCAGCGGACUCCCACGCACCCAUCUCUGUAGUGUCUGCGGUAAAGGCUUUGCGCGCCGCGAGACUCUGAGAAGACACGACCGCAUUCAUACUGGAGAAAAACCCCACCAUUGCACCGUCUGCGGUAAAUAUUUUAGAGAGGCCUUUCAUUUAAGCAAACAUCAAACUGUCCACUCGGGUGCAAAAAACUACAAAUGCACCAUUUGCGGAAAGGAGUUUGGUUAUUCGCAGAGUCUCCGUCGUCACGGUAAACUCCAUCAAAAAGGCGAAAAUGAAGAAGUGCCAGCUACGCCUAAUACAGAAAAUCUAAACAGCUUUAACCCAAAUCCUCAAUGUAGCGUGGUCCCAGAUAGGAGCCAAAAUCAAGUCCCGAGUACCUCCUCCUAUUACUCCUACUCUCAAGAUGUCAAGCCUCAAGACACGCACCCCCCAUCCCAUGCACCGCCCCCACCUCGGCUCUACACCUGUGCGAUAUGUUGGAAGUCUUUCCGGCAUCAUUUCCAUUUGACUGCGCACCACCAGACAGUUCAUGACGGUGGGGGCGAAAAGGUGUUCUCGUGUGAAGUAUGUGGCAAGUCGUUCGCGUACUCUAACAGCCUUACCCGACAUAAGCAAUCCCAGCACGGCAUAACCCGCAAUGAAUCGUCAAACCAUCACGAAAACAGCAAUAGAUCCGUAAACAGCCAAAAUGUGAGCAACAUCAACCAGGCAACUUCAGAAAAUGAGGCAGCAACUAACGCAUUGCUUCAGAUGACACCUUCCUCUGAAACUCACGGAGGCCCGGGUUUGCCUGUCAGUCAUAACCACCAACAGCAGCCUCCUCCACACCCGCCAGCUGGCUACCCUCCUCUCUUUUAUGACGCUUCAACCAAUGCACCAAAUUAUUCACAGCCUCUGCCCCCAAACUCAACAAUCAUGCCCCCGCAGCACCCCCACUCCCCUGCUGGAGUCAAAGGAGAGCACAUUUAUCCCGCGGGAUCUCGUAGUCGCACGUUGCACACUACAGCCCCUUUCCAGCCCCUCACAGAAAUACCCUCAGCUGAACAUCACCAUCUGCAUCACCAUCCCAUUCAACCCCACCUUCAUCCUCAUAUGUCAAACACAGAGCUGCAGCAACAAACAGAUUUCAGAAUUGAUAUGUCACAAGAUAACGUAGGACGGCUCAAGAAGAAAAAGAAAAAGUCUAACAACAGGCAAGACUGGAGCGAAGGAAAAUGGGAAGACACAGAUAAACGUGAUGCCAAGAAAAUAACAAAAAAGACAUGUUUUUCAGUUAGCAGGCAGCGUCGUAGCAAAAAGGCACCCAAACGCAAGACAUUUCGGAGGGUAAGAGGGCACAAACUUAUGAACAGCGGAGAAAUGAAGGCACUGUCCUCCCUUAAAGUCCCAGUGAAGCGUUUUGGCUGCCCGAUCUGCCCCAGUUCGGUGUUUUCUCACAGAGCAGGGUUGCUAGUUCACAUGGCAGCAAAACACAUCCAAAAGGUCUUAACUGGUCUGGAGCGUCUGACCUGUUGUGUGUGUGGGAAACAGUCUCACGGACCAAUGGCAGCCUUCAUCCACCGGGCAAAACAUUGCUCCAAAGGGACUUUCUCCUGCCGACACUGCCGUCUUCGCUUCUGGAACGCCACCCUUCUUCAUAGGCACAAGAAGGCCUGUCGACGCACAGCUAAAGGCCUGCAGAGAACCAGUGUAAAGAAGAUAGAUGGAUCAGAGACAGAGGGGGAGCAAGGAGAUGUGCAGGGCGACAUAUCGUUUCUAUAGGGACCAUAAGAAGAAAGUAAAGGGAGAUAUUUGUGUUCUUCCAUGAAAUAGUGAGGGAACGUUAAAGAAUUGCCUCUGAUUUGUUUUCCUGAGUAUUAGAUUGAGUGUGUUAACAGCUACUGUAGAUUCUCACCAGAAAAUCUUCCAGGUUGUGGUGGAAGAUGUUUUAAAGCCUUGACUGUUUCCUUUACCCCUAAGUGCAUUGACACUGUGCUUGGCUGACACUGUGCAGUUAAUAGAAACGUUUAGGAGAAAUGACCUGCUAAAAAUGUAUCCCCAAUAUUAUAAUAAUAAUAAUAUUAAUAAUAAUAGAAAUCUUGCUACACCUCUUGCUGUAUGAUAAGUGUUUCUGCUGUGUACUUUGUCUUGUUGUUCACUAGAGGCUGAGCACUUAACUGAAAAUGUAAAGUGCGUUAUUAGGAGUAGGGACUUGGGGACAAAACCUUUGAUAGUAUCUCAGUGCAUGUUUGUUCUCUGGUGAAGUUUUUGAAGAGGUUGUGAAUCAUUCCAACAUUAUCUGCUAGUUUAUUCAGUAUUUCCCCAAGUUAACCCAUGGUUUGACAAAUCUAUUGGGCUCUGCACUGACACGUGAUUUAAUCAUAAACUGUAAUUCAAAUUGCAGACAUUAAACUGUAUAAGCCUCAGCCAAAGUUAGACGUUACAGAAAGCCACGGCUUAUUAUGUCAAUUUGGUUCAUUUUGGUCAGUUCUGUUAUAAAUGGGAGACAGGUCAAAUGAUGCCUGUACUAUUAAUCUCAUAAUAUGUGUAUGAGAAAUUAUUUCUACAGUACUUUUGCGUGUUUUAAAACAAGGACCUAUAAUAGCAAUGUAAUAAUCCAUGUAUUUAUGUGUGUAAUCCAAUCGAUCCUCGCAUCAAUCGUAUAGGCUACUUAACCUCUUUUCUAUUUGCUGAGUUGCAAUCAUCCUCCUGUCUUUUAUUGUUCCUUUGUUUACAUGUGUCCAUACCAUAACGCACCUUAGUUUAUCUUCUAAGGACUAAUGGGAUUAGUAUGUUUCUAUCACAUUUAUUUACUCAAAAGUCAGUAGUUGAA